AUGACUAUAACCUCACCAUUCGCAAUAACUCCCUCCUCCUCGUCUGCCAAUCCCUACAACCUUCCUCCGCUCAAGGACCGACUAGUCGAAACCUUCAACACCUAUUUCAAAUUCGGAUACACCACCUUCGGAGGACCAUCGGCUCAUAUCGCCAUUCUCUAUGAUGAGAUUGUUGCCAAACGCCAAUGGCUCUCCAGUGAGCAGUUCACAGAGCUCUUUGCUAUCUGUCAGGCGCUUCCUGGCCCGGCCAGUACAGAACUUGCAUUCAGUCUGUCGCUCGUCCGAUCUGGUUUCUUGUGUUCAGUUGUCUCCUUUCUUCUUUGGAGCAUUCCCGGCGCAAUUGUGAUGACAGUGUCUGGUAUUCUGAUCGGCAGUAUCAAGGACGAAAUUCCUCUCUGGGCGACACGUCUCGAGCAAGGUUUGGCCACUGCAGCCAUUGGCCUUGUUGCCUUGGCUGCCUACAGAAUGUCGACUGCCUUGGCAACCGACAAAUUGACCAGGAUUUUGGCGCUUGUGGCCGGAAGUGUUUCGGCCCUGUACACGGCACCAUGGCUCCUUCCCGUCAUGAUGAUCGCUGGAGGUAUUGUCAGUUACAUCUAUGAUGGCUUCUGGACACCGUUCUUAAACAAUUGUAAGGAAAAGAGGAAAGAACACCAAGAGAGCAAGGAAGAGCUGCAAGGAAAUGAUUUGGAGAAGGGAAAUGCAGCAAAGGAAUCAGAAUCGUCUCAGGAAGAAUCAGCUGCUACGGAAGGAGAACAGGGCGGGGCAAGCGCUGAGAAGCGUUUGAGUACUGAGGGGUCGAUUCGAAACCGAGGCAGUAAGGCUGAGAUUGUUAUCCCUGAGGAGCCCAUGGAUGAUAUCAAGAUGGACAGCACAACGCGAAAGGCAUUCUCAUACUCCAAGAAAUUGGGGUUCGUCUUCUUCUUGGUGUUCCUCGCUCUUUUGAUCGCGGCAGUUCUCGUCCGAGCUCUCAUCUCUGUCCCCCCGAGAGCAGAAUACGCUUACAUCGUCUCAACUUUUUACUUUGUUGGAUCCAUUAUCUUUGGCGGCGGACCUGUGAUUAUCCCCCUUCUCAAGACCUACACCGUUGACUCUGGCUGGAUGACGGAUCAACAGUUCCUGGUCGGUCUGGCCCUGAUCCAGUCCCUUCCUGGGCCCAACUUCAACUUUGCGUGCUUUCUUGGUGCGGUCGCAAUGGUUAACGCAGGCAAGAACGGUGUUGCAGGUGCGAUUCUUUGUUACCUGGCCAUCUUCUUCCCAGGUCUUAUCCUCAAAAACGCGAUCAUCCCAUUCUGGCAGUUUGUUCGUGAGCACAAGUCCGUGAAGAUGGUGUUCCGGGGUGUGAAUGCUUGUGCGCUGGGCUUGGUCUUUUCGGCAACCUGGUUGCUAUGGAUACAGACAAAUUCGAUGGGCGGGAGCAGUGGAUACCAUGCUGUGAUUGCAAGCGUGGCAUUCGUGGCAGCUGGGUAUUUAGAUAUUCCUGCACCGCUCGUCAUUAUCAUCGGCGGCGGUAUGGGCGCCAUAGAAUACGCUGUUAGCGACAGGUAA
Messenger RNA from Gamsiella multidivaricata, 1548 nucleotides. Its product is annotated as chromate transporter-domain-containing protein. The record is from RefSeq and is a predicted model, not a curated record. The transcript has 3 exons. Bases 1 to 1548 code for a protein of 515 amino acids. Gene Ontology annotation, biological process: chromate transport. Gene Ontology annotation, molecular function: chromate transmembrane transporter activity. NCBI's taxonomy places the organism in Eukaryota, Fungi, Mortierellomycota, Mortierellomycetes, Mortierellales, Mortierellaceae.